AUGGUGAUGAGCGCGAAACUGGCUAGAUAUGCCAAAUUCGUUCUCGCCAUUGUAGUGCUAUGGGUCAUUUCCAUCCACGGACCCUCUCUCUUCUUCCGAUUAUCCCUUUCCCUCGACGAACAAGUGCCGCUUGCACCGUCACUAGGUUCUCACCACGACCUUGAUUACUCCCAUGACCCCCCUCGAAUUGAACAAGAGUCAGAGUCAAAACCGAAGGCAGAACACCAUUACCGAGAUGACGGCCUAGUUGAAGUCAAUCCCGAAGCAUCUCAUCCGAUUUUCGAGUUGAUACAGAAAGCGGAGAAAGAGUGGGAGGAAAAGAAGCAACAGGCUAGUACGUCUCUUGAUGAAGCCAUUCGAGAGUAUAGACGACGGUAUGGUAGGUAUCCUCCAAAAGGAUUUGAUAAGUGGUGGGACUAUGUGAAGCUACACGACGUUCAACUACCAGAUGAAUACGACCGGAUACACCACGAUAUCGAACAUUUUUGGGGAAUGACUCCUUCGGACCUUGCGGAAAUCGUAAAAGGUUUGGAGUCAGAAAAAGACUCGUACACCAUUGCGAAUCCCAAGAAUCUCGUCUCCAUAGUGGCACACGCGUUUGAGGAUGGGCGUUAUGAUCAACUCAUCUUCGGCGCUGAAGGCGUUGUGGAUCUCUUGAGCGAGAUUGAGAAGGAACUACCGCCAUUCCGAAUCAAUUUUACACCCCACGACAACCCGAACAGGCUGACGGACUACGAAGUGAAGGAUACACUUUUAGCGGCCGCUGGUGUCGGGGAGCGUUUAAAUCUGAACGAUCUCCCCAGUCCCUCCUCCCUAGGAUGGCUUUCCUCGUGUUCUCCGAUGUCGCGUGCACGCACGCUCCCAGACAUGUUCAUUCAACCUCAUAACCAACACAUAAGAGUCGAAGCUCCCGUUCCCCCAAGUGUGGACUCCCCUAAAUUCCCAUAUGAAUCCUCUGCCUCUCGGUACCCGUCGUUUCCACCCGAGACUCCGAGGUCAAAAACCUUCAUCUACAACCACCCAAAAACCAUGGAUCCAUGUGCACACCCUGCAUUAUUCUGGACACACGGAUUAUUCGUCUCACAUAAUACAGGCCCGGCUCCUCAGCCUUAUAUGGUACCUCAGUUUUCGGCGUGCACCACGGAAAUUCAUCAUAAUAUCAACUUCCCUACAUCCUAUGGGUGGAUCGAAGAUCUUCCUCCUUCGGAAAACCCGCCCUGGGAGGACAGAGAGGACGAAAGGCUGAUGUGGAGAGGUAGUGAUACUGGGAUAUGGCAUGGAAAUGGCGUUAAAUGGGGUUCCAAUCAUCGGGAUUGGCUGAUCCGAUGGGCUACUGGAGUUCAUGGUGUUGUGGACGUUCUUUUUGAUAGCGCAGUGAACGAGACUAGUCAGGUCGGAGUGCCUAAGCAGAUGAGGAAAGCCUUACUCAAUCCUUCUAUGGUUGAUAUGGGAUUUGCUGGAGAGAUGCAGUGUGAACCGGAGGUUUGUCGGAAGAUGGAGGAAAUUUAUCCUGAGACUAGGAGGAUGUCACGGGAAGAGGCAGGGAACUAUAAGUAUGUUAUGGAUCUUGAUGGAAAUGGCUGGUCGGGUCGGUUUAAGCGUCUGAUAACUUCUAAUGCGCUUGUCUUCAAGUCAACGGUUUUCCCAGAAUGGUACACGGCUCGUAUCCAACCAUGGGUGCACUACGUCCCCGUGCAGGUCGACUUGUCAGAUCUGUAUGAUUCGUUGAUAUUUUUUAGGGGAGAUCCCAACGGAGAAGGAGCGCAUGAGGAACUGGCGAAGAAGAUUGCAACUGAAGGAAGAGAGUGGAGCAGGACAUUUUGGAGAAGAGAGGAUCUAAUUGCUUACUUCUACCGGUUGAUUCUUGAGUACGUGCGGGUUAUGAGUCCCGGCCGGGAGGAGAUGAACUAUGAAGGAGGGAGUAAUGAAAGUUAG
Messenger RNA from Marasmius oreades (fairy-ring Marasmius), 1935 nucleotides. RefSeq lists its product as uncharacterized. The record is from RefSeq and is a predicted model, not a curated record. The transcript has 5 exons. NCBI's taxonomy places the organism in Eukaryota, Fungi, Basidiomycota, Agaricomycetes, Agaricales, Marasmiaceae. Bases 1 to 1935 code for a protein of 644 amino acids.